AUGCCUGAACGAAAACGUUUUGGAGGAAAGAGGAAAGGAACAAACGCGGCGGCCUUGCCGGAUGUGCUUUCGUCGUUGCCCUCGCAAAAUGAGGACUUCAUUGGCACGGUUUUGUCGAAGAACGAUAAUAUUUUUUCUGAUUUAGCGUACGUAGAAAACGACGCUUGGUGGGGGUGGGCGUUCGCGCCCGGCGGGUUUGUGCUCGGACCUUCGAUUUUGUUCGCGCUGUACAUUCUCGGUACUUUGAUUUUUGACGCGGUCGCGAAGCAGAUGAAGACGAAGGAAGAGGAGGAUGAGUAG
This is a messenger RNA of Bathycoccus prasinos, 300 nucleotides long. RefSeq lists its product with no specific name. The transcript has a single exon. Bases 1 to 300 code for a protein of 99 amino acids. The record is from RefSeq and is a predicted model, not a curated record. Lineage: Eukaryota; Viridiplantae; Chlorophyta; Mamiellophyceae; Mamiellales; Bathycoccaceae.